CAGUCAAGUGGAAAAUUAUAAAAAUAUGGAUCUGUACGACGAUAUAGACAAAGCUCGAGCUAGUCAAAUAGAUGGAUGGUCAUCGGGCAUCAAAAUGCUGCAAACACAGCUCGCAGUUAAAAAGGCGCAGCUUCCCAAACCAAAGGAACCGAUUAAGAAACCGCUAAUGACACCGCUGGUAAAUCUCCGCGCCAAGCGCCCUGCGGAAUCGGAAACUCCCCCCUUUUCGAACAUUUCGGGGGCCAAACCCGUAAUUUCCGGCACCGCUUUGCCACCUCCGGUACUUGAAUGCAUAAAGAAAGAUGACUGGGAUUUUGUGGAUGAGUACGAUCCGCAGUGGCCCAACGAGUAUGAGAAACUAAAAGAAAAAACGAAGAACAGUGAAAAGUCACGAAACAGUGGUGCUGGCGGCGCUGGAGGAUGCGGCCGCGAAGACCGUGAUCGCGAUAGGGAUAGAGAUCGAAAACGUGGUCGCAGUGGACGCCGAGAAAACCACAGAGAUGACGCCUCACGUUCACCGCCGUCAAUGAAGUUCAGCGGAUUUGGUCAGAGACAAAGCGAUGAGGACAAGUACAGUCCCCCACCCCCGGGAUCUGUAGCAAAACAAGGAGGGGGCGCCGCAAUCGCUCCCCCGCCGUCACUGCAAGAGAUAUCCAUCGACAAUGGAGAUGGUUCCUCCAACGUAACAAUACCCUACUCAGCAAGUUCGGUGGCUGCCAAGAUAAUGGCGAAAUAUGGUUUUAAAGAUGGACAGGGACUGGGAAAAUCAGAGCAGGGAAUGUCCAUGGCCUUGCAAGUGGAGAAGACCUCGAAGCGUGGUGGACGCAUCAUUCACGAAAAGGAUGUGUUUGUGACGCCACCAUCCACGUCGCCUCCCUCAGCGUCAAGCCCGGGCCAUUUGGCUAUGCCACCACCGCAGCUUCCAAUGGCAGUGACUGCACCUGCUGCCACUGAGCCUGUCCCCAGCAUUACAGAAAUAAUGAAAGAUCCUAGUAAAGUGGUUUUGCUACGAAACAUGGUUGGUCCUGGCGAUGUAGAUGAGGAACUGGAGCCAGAAGUGAAGGACGAGUGUAACACCAAGUAUGGGGAAGUGAAUAGUGUCAUCAUUCAUGAAGCGUUCGGAACUUCGCCAGAAGAUGCCGUUAAAAUCUUUGUGGAGUUUAAGCGCAUUGAAAGUGCCAUUAAAGCUGUUGUAGAUCUUAAUGGGCGUUUCUUCGGGGGACGACAAGUGCGUGCUGGAUUUUACAAUUUUGACAAAUUUAAAAGUUUUCAAUUAAAUUAGUUUUUGCAAA
Molecule: messenger RNA, 1292 nt
Organism: Drosophila persimilis
Lineage: Eukaryota; Metazoa; Arthropoda; Insecta; Diptera; Drosophilidae
Gene: Spf45
Product: splicing factor 45
Exons: 4
Coding region: 26-1282 (418 amino acids)
Biological process (GO): alternative mRNA splicing, via spliceosome; mRNA cis splicing, via spliceosome
Cellular component (GO): precatalytic spliceosome
Molecular function (GO): RNA binding
Source: RefSeq, a predicted model, not a curated record